This is a messenger RNA of Diorhabda sublineata, 5433 nucleotides long. RefSeq names its product phospholipase D2. Lineage: Eukaryota; Metazoa; Arthropoda; Insecta; Coleoptera; Chrysomelidae. The transcript is spliced from 16 exons. The record is from RefSeq and is a predicted model, not a curated record. Gene Ontology annotation, molecular function: phosphatidylinositol binding; D-type glycerophospholipase activity. The coding region runs from base 328 to 3696 and encodes 1122 amino acids. Gene Ontology annotation, biological process: intracellular signal transduction; phosphatidic acid biosynthetic process; cell motility.
AUUAUUUUUAGGUUAGUUUAUUGUAAUUGAGGUGAUGUGGUAGAUAAAAUUGUACAAGUUGAUUUCCAGCGAAUUUUGUUUCUGCACAAUGUUCUCGUUCUCCAGUAGUGGUUCUCCAGUGAGUCAUUCACAUUCGUUUACGCGGUUUAACAUCAAUUCGUAUUUCCGCCGUCUCUAUAAUAUUAAUCACAUGAAAUUAAAUGAAUGGGAAGUUAAUCAAAUGAAAGCAAUAAAUUCGAGUUCUUUUCAUAAAAACGUUUAUUCAUUCGAAAUUUCGUAAUUGUUUCGAAACAGUGAUCGUGCGAUAAACAAAGAUUCGGUACAAAAAUGGAAAACAAAGAUGAAAACGAAACUGAAGAGAGUGGUGAUUACAACGAAACGUCGAUAAAUAGACCAAGUUUAGGAUCUUUAGGUUCAGACGGAGAUUAUGAUGAUAUAUUGGGUGUACCAAGGUCUAUUAAAAUAUUAGACAUAGGAGAUGGACCGGUGGCUAUAGAACAUUCCGAUGAAGAACUUGAAGAAGAUGGUAUCGAACAUAUUGGAUUUAACGCUGUACAUAACUACAAGAAAUUUUCGUCUAUGAAUAGAGACGUAUUCAUACCAGGCGUAGAUGUAUCUGCAAUAAUAGUGGAUUAUGAAAGGAAUUUAACAUCUCACAUGCUCAAUCCAAAUUUGUAUACAAUUUCUCUUGUACACGGAAAUUUCAAUUGGCAGAUAAAAAAGAGGUACAAACAUUUACAAUCCCUUCACCAACAAUUGGUAUUAUUUAAAACGGGUUUGAAUAUACCUUUUCCGACUAAAACUCACAAAAACAAAAGGAAAUCCGUCAAACAGAACGUGAAAAAAACUACGAGCGGUAAACGGAAAAUGGCGUUACCGAGAUUUCCAAAAAAACCGGAAGUUUUAGUAUCUUACGAAAGAAUUGGUAAUAGAAUGAAACAAAUCGAAAGUUACCUGAAUAAUUUGCUAUCGAUACCGAUCUACAGGAACCAUUCAGCAACUAUAGAAUUUUUGGAAGUGUCUCAUUUAUCGUUCGUCGAAGGUCUUGGUUCAAAAGGUAAAGAAGGUUACGUAAAAAAACGAACGGGAAGUACGAAUCCCGGUCAAACCGGUUGCAAUUGUUUCGGUUUAUAUCAUUGCGUGUGUUGCGUCAGGAUGAAAUAUUUCUGUAACGAUUUGAUUUGUUCGAGAUACGUGAAAAGGUGGUUUUUCGUAAAAGACACUUAUUUCGGUUAUAUCAAUCCAAAAAACGGUCGCAUAAAGGCGGUCGUACUUUUCGAUCAAGGUUUCGAAGUAGCAUCCGGUAUAUACGCUUUGGGGGUACAAAAUAGUUUCCAGGUACAGAGUUUAUGCAGAAAUAUCACUUUCAAAUGUUGGACUAAACGGAAAAGUAAAGAAUGGACGGAAAAUUUGAAAGAAGUCGCUGCCACUACUGCGCGAGAAUUUGUGUACCCCAAUAGAUACAGAUCUUAUGCUCCUAUAAGAGUGAACGUAACGGCUUCUUGGUUUGUUGACGGGUGUUCUUACAUGUCCGCUGUUGCCGAUGCUAUAGAAAACGCCAAGGAAGAAGUUUUUAUUACUGAUUGGUGGUUGAGUCCCGAAAUCAAUUUAAAAAGACCCGCCAUACUUGGAGAUUACUGGCAACUCAAGAGAUUAUUAGAAAGAAAAGCGGAUAGCGGUGUUAAAAUAUACGUUUUGUUAUACAAAGAAGUCGAAAUGGCACUCGGAUUGAAUAGUUACUAUAGCAAACAAAAAUUAACGGAAUCGUCGUCUAAUAUUAAGGUCCUUAGGCAUCCUGAUCAUGCUAAAACUGGUAUAUUCUUAUGGGCGCAUCACGAAAAAUUGGUUAUUGUGGAUCAGACCUACGCUUUUCUAGGAGGAAUUGAUCUGUGUUAUGGUAGAUGGGAUGACAAUAAACACAGAUUAACCGAUUUAGGUAGCGUAACGCCCAGUAUAAAUACAUCGACGUUAAAGAAAAAAUCCUCCAAUGUACCGACAGGUGAUACGAUCUACCCCAUCCCUGUACCGUAUUACAAACAAACUCGAAAUUUGGAUAUAGACGAACCGGACAACGAAGUUAUUAAAGUGACACCCGAUUUACCCGAAUUAGAACCGGGUGAUCAUUUGUUGAUACCCAUAACACACGGACAUCCAGUUAAAAUGAAUACUCCACAGUUGGAGAGGAAACACGCAAAUGUGCACAGCGUUAUUGACAAUUUGAAAAUUAAAGGAAAAGAACUGAUGAAUUUGGUUUACACUCCUCAUGAACACGAAACUUUGUCUGAACGAGAUUCAACUGAAACUAAGUUAGACGAAACCGACGCUCGAACUCCCGAAGAAAUAAUCGAUACUUUGGACGGUUCGGCAAAAUUAUGGAUAGGAAAAGAUUACGUCAAUUUUAUUGUGAAAGAUUUCACGAAUUUAGAUUCGCCGUUCGAUGAUUUCAUAGAUAGGAGCACUACGCCGAGGAUGCCUUGGCACGAUAUAGGAAUGUGUGUACAGGGUGAUGCCGCUAGAGACGCAGCUAGGCAUUUCAUUCAGAGAUGGAACUCGGCGAAAUUGGAAAAAGCUAAAAGUAAUGACAUGUACAAUUAUUUAUUGCCGAAGAGUUACGAUAACUACAAAACUUUACCGGUGGAGUUUCCUAACAAAACUCACAAAGUAUCUUGUCAGUUGUUGAGAAGUGUUAGUUGUUGGUCUGCGGGAUUUUUAGAAGCUGAUACUAUCGAACAAAGUAUACACGAAGCUUACAUCGAUACUAUAACUAAAGCUCAACAUUAUAUAUACAUUGAAAACCAAUUUUUCAUAUCGUUAUCCUGUGAUAAUCCUUUCACUAAAAAUCAAAUCGGAGAAGCAUUGUAUAAACGAAUAAUUAGGGCUUACAAAGCUAAAGAAGUUUUUAGAGUUUACAUCGUAAUGCCUUUACUGCCGGGAUUCGAAGGAGAAGUAGGAGGACCUUCUGGUACUUCCUUACACGCAAUCACCCACUGGAAUUAUCUAUCUAUAUCAAAGGGUAAAGACGCCAUUUUAAAUAGAUUAAAAGAUGCCGGUAUAGAAGAUCCGUCAGAUUACAUAACCUUCUACGGUUUACGAACUCAUUCGACUUUAAAUUCCGAACCAAUAACUGAACUCAUCUACGUACAUUCUAAACUCAUGAUAGUUGACGAUAAAAAGGUGAUAUGCGGUUCAGCUAACAUCAACGAUAGAUCACUUAUUGGUAAAAGAGAUUCUGAAGUAGCUGUAUUGAUAGAAGACGAAACGUUUGAAGAUGGAAUUAUGAACGGGUCGUCGUUUCCAUGCGGAAAAUUCGCUGGAAGUUUGAGAAAACAUCUGUUCAAGGAACAUCUCGGUCUUCUGGAUGAAGAAAAUGAAGUAUUUGAAGAUGUAGAUGUUAGAGAUCCAGUAUCGGAAUCGUUUUAUAGGGAAGUGUGGUACAAAACUGCUGAUUUAAAUACUGAAUUUUAUGAUAAAAUAUUCCAUGUUAUACCGACGAAUACAGUGGAAACUUUCGGGGAUUUGAAAAGGAAUCACGAAGAGAAACCGUUGUGGGUGGAUGAAUUUUCUAGAGCGGAGAAAAUGUUGGAUAGUAUACAGGGACAUUUAGUUUUACUACCCUUAAACUUUUUAUCUAAAGAGUACUUAAUGCCUGCCGUUAACUCUGCAGAAGGUUGGAUGCCUACUUCUUUAUGGAUUUAAUUUAUCAAUUUUUUUAAUGGUUUUUAAAUAUUUUUUUAAAUUAUAUGGAAAUACUCGAAAUUUUUUGAAAAAUGUACAUAUGUUUUGCACUGAUUUGCAAUUUGUUAAUAUUCAAAUUCAAUUUGAAAUACUUCUUUUCAGGAGAUUAAAAAUAACCUCAAAUUUCGGAUAAAAAAAUAGAGAUUAAGCUUUACAGUCUACACAAAGUUCAAAUAGACAUAUUUUUUGAGCACCACAGACAAAUAUGACGCUCUUUUCGACCUAGUGAUAUUAGUUAUGGGCAAAGUUAUGGGGUUAUGUCAUAUCUGAAACAGCAAAUAGAUAAACAAACUUUGAAGGCUUAUAUUUUUGGAAUCAAUAGGGCUAGAGAUUUUAAAUUUUCACGAUUUGUGAAUCAAUUCUUCAUGAUCAGAUAGAACUUUGGUAGAAAACUCUAUGUUUGAUGGUACAAAAGUUAUGGGCAAAGUUAUGAGGUUAUGUCAUAUCCGAAACAGCAAAUAAGAUAAACUUUGAAGGCUUUUAUUUUUGGAACCAAUAGAGCUAGAGUUUUGAAAUUAUCACGAUUUGUGCAUCAAUUCUCCAUGAUUGGAUAGAACUAUGGUAGAAAACUCUAAGUUUGAUGGUACAAAAGUUAUGAGGUCAUGUUAUAUUUGAAGGCUUAUAUUUUUGUAACCAAUAAGAAUGACACGUGGCCUUUGAAGGAGUUGGAGCACUGUUGUGGGUCACCUUGAUUCAAUUCCAUACUCCCUCAGCAUGUCCCGAUCCUCAAUUGAUUGAAAUAUUGGUUUCUUAAUAACGAGAGCAUGAUAAAUUUAUCGUUACUGCCAUUAUUUCCCUUGGUCGUCCAUUGCCAGCUCUUUGAUCUAUCAAUCUAUCAGUUUUCUUUUGCUAAGCUAUCAUCUAGGGAUAUGUUCACAUCCGAAAGAGAAUUAAAGAUGUUUAAAUGUAACUUUUAACAGUUUAAAAUAGUUCCAACUUAAUAAUAAAUAAAUCAACUCGUGAGUCAUACACUAGCCCUAACGGAGUAGUAUUUUUUAAAAAAGUGUAUUAGCAAAACUUACCCAUCGUAACUUCUUAUUCACUCGUACUUGUCCUAUUUUUCCACGAACAUUUCAUUCAUUCUCCUUUUUUUACUUCCCAUCACAAACUUUCGUAACUUCGAUUUAUGUCUUUUAUUCCACCUUGUACAUAAAUGACACGUUUCACUUUUAUAUUUUACCGUUUUCUAACCGAAUUUUUCAUCCGCGAAAUUUGUAUUUUUAGUAUUACACCGCAUAAAUUAAUGAUAAUCAAUAAAAAUCACUACACCACUGCCACAAUAUCUUGAAUAAAUCUUAGGUUAUGUUAGAGACGCGCACAAAAGUUUAAAAAAGAAGAAGCGUAUUUUAAUAAAAUAAUUACUCACAUACACAACGAUAAUUAUAUUUCUAUUAUUGUUGUAUCAUUAUUUAUCCAUUUUUCAUUAAAUACUUUAUACAUGUAUUAGUGUUAAUUAACCCUAUUAUAACUUUUCAUUAAAUGGAUUCAUAGUAGACCGAACGCCGGAUAUUGUACAUUCUGAGCGGUAUUGCCACAUUUCCGCUGAUAAAUUUAGCUACCUUGAAAGUAUUUUUUUAAUUAUGUUUUAUUUGUAAUAAAAUUGUUUUAAACUCAAAUUUAUAUAAAUGUCAAAAAGUAUUUAUUUCUUUUAUAAAUAUUUAUAUUGAAAAAAUGUGUAAUAAACGAUUUUUAAUAAAA